AUUUUUAACGAUUUUAGCAAAUUUGAUGUCAGUAAUUAGUAUUCUGACCUGCAUAAAUUUAUUUCCUUUGUUCUUUUGAUGCCCUAAAGUAGCACUAAACUCAAUGCCAUGGUCAAAAUAACCUUUGAAAUGACAUUAGAAUCCUGCAUUAGAGGGGGUACUGAAUACCCGUACUAUUGGGUACCCCUCUAGAGACCAAUGCAAUUUUCGGCAUGUUCAUUAUUUUUUGUUGCGAUUUUCAUCUGAGUCGUCCCGUCCGUUCACCGCUAUUGAUUCUCCUCAAAUUAUCCGCAUCUAGAAAGUCGCACCGUUCGACCAAAGUCGACAUCCCGACGUACCCGAAAUGUCCCGUCGAUGGACGAUUUUUGCCUGAAAUGUGAAUUUUCUGGGCCUCGGAAAGCGGGGUUAUAAUUCGGAGGAGUCGUAGGGAUCCAGUGUUUUGGCUUGACCGGGAAUCGAGGAGGAUUUUUGUUUCCCCCGUGCACUGGGGUGGAUGAAUGAGCCGCGGGAGGGGUGGAAACUCGAGCUAACCAACCCAGGAACUCGUAGUGGAUGACCUAGCGGCCUCAAGUCGGGAAAAAACCGCCGGAAAGAUGGACCGUUCGCCCGGGAAAGACCCGGGCAGGGAACGCAGGCAGAAGCAGGCGUUUCUCAAGGAUCUGAAGGAUUUUCACGCUGCCAAAGGGCACCAGAUUUCUCGGUUUCCCUACGUUGGCGGGAGAGAGCUCGACCUGCACCAUCUUUACAACAAAGUCACCUCUUUGGGAGGGUUUCAGAAGGUAUCUGAGAAGGAGAGAUGGGGAGAGUUGACAGAACAUUUCCACUUCCCCAGAGGUUGCACCCAUGCACCUUACGCCCUGAAACAGCUGUAUCUCAGGUACCUGGAGCCGUAUGAGAGAGUGAACCAGGGGGAGGAGGAGGAAGAUUUCCUGUUGGACCGCAGUCCCUCGGCCUCCCCACGCCCAGGGACUCCUAUGGGGAUGGGAUACCACGGCGUCAGCAGGCAGGUCGAGAUACCAGAUGCCCUCCGUCAAACCAGCGGGUUAUCGCUGGACAAGCCCGCGCUUACGGACUACGACAAACUGAUGAUGUCACUGCAGAGCGGUCUGCCCAACGAGGUAGACUUCGCGAUCAACGUCUGUACGCUCCUGUCCAACGAGAGCAAACACGUGAUGCACCUCAACAAGGCGCCGCGAAUCAUAGACCAGCUACUGGCGCAAGUCGGCUUGUUCGAGGACGGUCCUGGGAGCUACCAAUCUGUAUAUGAAGAGGGGUGGAAGCCCCUAACUGGGAGGGACUUUGUCAAGUUUUGGAAGGACACAGUGGAAGAUGGAGAAAUGAAGGAUCUGAUCAGAACACCCCUGGAUAAGACUACAGAUGAGGAUCACAUGGACUUGGACAGUCUGUUUAACACCAGGAGGAACCUGGGCAUUAAUGAUAUAGAGGGACAGAGAGUCCUACAGGUGGCUGUUAUCCUAAGAAACCUGUCAUUUGAGGCUGACAAUGUCUCAGUGCUCGCAUCACACAAGACCUGUUUCAGGUUCCUGUUGCUGUGUGCACACAGUAAGUACGCGUCUCUGAAGCAGCUGGGUCUGGACACGCUGAGUAACGUGGCAGUGGAGAUGAUCCUGGAGCCGGUACAGAAUGAGACCACACAGCUCCUCAUGCACACCAUCUGUGCAUGUCUCAACUCCAGGGACAAGUUCUCUGCAAUGAGAGGUAUGGAGGUGCUGGGUAAGCUGUGCCAGGUGCCAGAAAACCAGGAGGUGCUAGAGGAGUGUGUAGAACUGGACACCUACAGGAACCUGGUCCGCACACUACUGGUACACGACGUGCAGGUACUACUAGCCUGCCUGGAGGUGCUGUACGACCUUUCCAACGUCGGCAAGGUCACGGCCAGUAAGAUUGCGUCCAUUGAGCACAGCGUCGAGAUCCUGGUUGGUAUGCUGACCCUGGAUGUGCAGACAUUGCGUCCUGACGCUUUAGCAGGCAUCAGAAUAAUUGAUCACGGGCCACACCGGCACGCUGCGCAGGACCCUAACAGGAUGGACAGCUAUCACCAGGCCCAACAAACAGGUCAGCGUCAGCAGAUGGUUUCAGCUACGGUAUCGUCCUCUCACCCCGCCGCGCCGUCCCAAGGCGAACGGCGGGAGAUUGACAGCGAAACCUUCACGUGUCAGUGGCUGAACUCGCUGUACGAGGUGGACUCGGAGGGCUCGGUCGCGAGGAUAGACCUGUACGCCGACUACCUGUCGUCCUGUAGUAAACUGGCGCGAGUCGGCAUCCUAACGUCAACACACUUUUACAGAUGUGUCAAGACAUUGUUUCCUAACACGGGGUCCAAGAGAGUGGACACCAACGGACAAGUUGUGUACCACAUUGGUGGGAUAAAGAAAAGGGCUGUCCCUCUGCACAUCAACUACAGCCUGCUGCAGGCCAAGGCUCAGGCUGCCAGUCCCACAGUCCAGAUCCUGUCCAGGUCCAAGUCCAACCCUCCUGUCGGGGCCAGCCCACCGCCACAGGGAAUGACCCCUGCCAGCAGCCAACACUCCUCACAAGUCACUCGUUCCUUCACCAUCCAACGCCCUCCUACCUCCCAGUCCCCGUAUCCCAACACCCCCACCCCUCCCUCACACACCCCAACCCCUCCCCCUUCACAGCCCACCCCACCCCAAGCCCCCUCUCCCUCUGCUCAGCCCCAACCCCAGGCUGCUAAGCCCAACACCGUUCCCCCUCCCGUGAACCCAGACUUCCAGAGGAGACGAGGUUCACUAGGAAUGACGCCGGAAGAGAUGGCCAGGCUCAUCGCGGCCCAGGGUCAACCUCCAGGUCAAAGUUCAGGUCAGAGUUCAGCUCCACACCAGGGUCAAGGGGACGCCAACAUGCACGGUCCUCUGGCGGCAUUGCUGAAACGUAAGGGUAGUCUCGUGUCAGGGAGCAAGGAGCCUGCUUCACCGACACAGCAGCAGAAAAAUCAGGCAGUGCUGGUAGGGAACACGCAGCCAGCCCUGCCUGCAAGGCCCUCACCAAAUAUGGCAAACGUGAAAGGCCCUGAACAGGUUGUCCUUCCCCACAAUGGAACACCAAUGGCGGCACAAGCGGCUCCAACUACAGUUGUGAGGCAGGUGAAUUCACCCAAUCUAAGGCUACCCCUUCCAGGCCAGGCCUUGCCACCCCCACAUGCCCAAGUGGUACCUUCUAUAAGAGCUACAGUCAGCAUGACUGGGUCUGGGCAGCCGAAUGUCCAGGUGCAGAAUGCGGUGCCAGUUUCACAGCCAAACGGGCAGCUCACUGUGCAAACGGUUGCAGCCUUGCCCGGUUCCAACCCCCAGGUGUCCAUCCUGCCACAAACGGUGCCUGCUUCUGUUGCACAAAUUAACCAGGCACCUUCUACCGUGGCCACCGCGAUUCCUCCCGUCACUGCUGCGAUCCCCAAUCUGUCUGUUGCACAAUCUCCGCAGCUUCCUGUUGUCACCAACCAAGUCACCACGCAGCCCAACCUGGCACUGGCGACCAACAUCCCCGGGCAGCCAAACGUGCUGUUUGUCCAAGCUGCUCCCAACAUGGCUGGCCAAAACCCUGCUGUCCCCCUCACCCAACCCAUCCAGCAAGCAUCCGCGGUUUACCCAACCGCCAUCCACCAGGCGUUGCUAGGCAACGUCCAGGUCCCUUGCUCGUCGAACGUGACGCAGUCUCCCACGGUUCCGGCGCAGAACGUGUCGGCGGCCCCCCUCCCCAUGGGGAUCGUGUUUCAGACCAAGAACGCGGGAAUCCCGAGCACGGUCAUCCUCACGCAAGUCCCUCAACAGCUGCCGGUGGGGCAGACGGCGCCCAUCCAGGUGUCGGGUACGAACUUGAGCGGCAACACGUUUAUCGUCGGCCAGGUAAACAUGGCGCCUGGACAAAUACUUCAGCCGCAGGCCGCAAACGAUAUCAGUAAGAGUGGUAGCAUCGUCAGGCAGCUGUUGUUACCCAAACCCGAGCGUCAUGAUUCCAACCAGAGAUUAAUUCUCCCCAAACCUCCACCUUCGACCGCCGGCCAAUCUUCCUUCAGUAGUGUAGCUAAUGUACAAAUUCCCCCGCAGCAAGCAAGCCCUCAACCAAGCGGCAAGAACGCCCUGCCCCCACUCCCAACAAGUCCUGAGCCAAGUAAGACUCUCGACAGAGGUGCAAACCCAGCGCAGAAAGUUGCAGUUCCCAACAAUCCCGACCGCGUCAUUUGCUCGCAAGUCGAGGUCGCAAAAGACGUGAUCGGACCAAACACGGGAAUGCACGAGGACGAGAGAAGAAUCGAGGUAAUCGAAAAUCAUAGUAGAAAAACUCUUGAGGACAAGAUUGCCAGUAGUAGCACUUUCCACCAAUCAGGGACUGCACCAGCUGAUAGCAUCAACCAAUCACAAACCAGUAACCCAUUGCCAGUGAACUCAGUGGACCAAUCAGGGACCAGUGGUAAAGAAGCUGUGAACCAAUCAGGGGAAGGCACAAAACUACCUCAGGAAUCAGUAGACUUGUCAGCAGAAAAGCAUUCUGGGCUUUCGAACGGGCCGACCAAGGUAGCGCCAGGCACCAAUGACUUGGACGUUCCUCUUGUGAAUGGAGUCAGCGAUUCGGAAAAGGAGGACGAGAAAAUGCAAAUAACGGAGGGAAAGGAAGUAGCUAUGAAGGACAAAAAGACUGCUCUUGCUGCAGCACAGUCAAACUCCACAAACAUUCCCAACCAUAAUUCCAUGCAAAGAAACGAGUUGUUACCCAACGGGGAGAUUAGGGUCGAAGAAACGAUGAACGGUUCAAUUUCCGUGGAAAAAGCGUCCGGAAACGUAAACCACGGCCCGUCCGUCAACGGAAUGGCUUCUGAGGAUAAACAAACAUGCCACGCCAACGGGAAUUCCGUAGGGAUUGCAAAUUCCGUCUUGUCUCCUUCGCACAACGCUCAGAACUCUUUAGUAAACAAUAGGACUUCACUGCCAAAUUCUUUACCCUCGGGAGUUGCACAAAAUGUUGUCCCAAACACCAGCCCAACCCCUACAAACCCAGCGUCAACGCCAGAGGACUUGCAUAGCAAGAAGGCGCAAAAGCGGCCACUCGAGAACGACGUGCUUACGCGAGGAGUCGCGAACAAAGUUGGGAUGAGGAUCGUGACAGAUCAGAGACUGAAAAUGGAGGCUGCCGCACAAAACAGUACCGUAAGCAUACAAGGUAACUCUCCCUCGCUACAGGGAAAUGUAGUAAAAGCUGGGGAAAACUCAGCGUUUGUUCCCGGGAGCGCGGUUUCCAGUCAGUCCCAGUCGCUGAGGCUUCCCACUCCAGGUGGCACAUCACAAGUUGUGCCCCCUAGCAGCCCCCAGGGAAGUGCAGAGGGAGGUGCUACUCAGAACACUGCUGCUGGUGAACAGAGGAGGAAAAGUGGGAAUUUCAUCUGCCUUUGGUACAACUGUGAGAGCUGGUUUGACACACCCAACCAGGUGUUUGUCCACGCUGUGCGAGCACACGUGUUGCCGUCCAACAAGGGGCAGUGUCUGUGGGAGGGCUGUGAACCCAUCAAACGUCAGCCCUGGUCACUCAUCAGUCAUCUACAGGACAAACAUUGUUCAAAAGAGGCGCUCCAGGUGGCCCUGCAGGUGUUUCAGCAGCGGCAGACGUCAGGUGCGCGCGCCCCCACCCCCCAGGGGCCUCCCCGGGAGAUCCAGUGUCCCCCCAACGCUGCCUUCCUCGCCAUCAGGAGAAUGACUCCCUACCAGACCCCACAGAAGGACUGGGAGGAGAAGGAAGGUCCCAUCACGAAGAGUGUUCGAUUGACAGCUACACUGAUCCUGAGGAAUGUAGCCAAGCACUCUAUAGAAGGAAGGAGGAAAAUCCAGCGUUACGAAGAACAUCUGUCGUACCUGGCACUCAGCAACCUGGAGUCUGCCAACUUUGUCGCCAAGUGCCUCGGCUUCGUGUUCCAACCGGAGCAGCCGGAGUCCCAGAGAGACAAUCCCCCUUACGUCCGAUAGCAGGCGUACGUGUACCGCUCGCGUAGCGCGGUCCGUGUGUGGUUUAUUUUUUGUAGUUUUGGAAGAGUAUCUUAUUGCCUUCUGAUACAUUUCAAGCACUGUUAUAUCCCCAAGCAAUUUUCCCUGAACAGAUUGAUAUGGGUAGGAUUUUUGUUUUUCGUACCCUGUUGUGCUGUUAAACAGUCCGAGUUGGACAAACAAAUGGUCCAAACUACCUGCAAAGUCUAACAAUUUGUCCUGCAAUAUGCUCCCAAUAAUCUGUAUGUACAUGGCAUAGCGAUAGUGUCCAAAACAUGGUUAUAAAAAUAACCGUUCAUAAAAAUCAUUCCAACUGCUCAUUUCAACAAACUUUUUGAAAGCAGCUACAUCUUGUCAUUUAGUAAGUAUUCCAGCCACACGUUUUUGUUUUGUUGUUUUUUGAGAGAGAGAAAGUCCUAGUCACCAGGGUAUUCCGUGUAUAAAAGAUUGCAAGUGUUGUAGAUAUCUUCAUCAUUCAGACACGUAACCUUCUUUUGUAGACAUAAAAUGCACGAACAGCUUUGAGCAUGCUUCUAUGUCAUAUAUCUUGACCAGACACCUCUAUAACAAAGCAAAGCACUGCAUUUCUUUCAUCAUGAAAUAUUUUGGAAAAACCCUCUCUUGCCACAGUUGAAGCAAUUUUUGGCCACACCUCUGGGGCGGAGCAUCUUUGCCUGUUCUUGCCUGGUGUUCAUUUCCACAUGAAUUCUGGGUUUUGUUGUUGAUUUCUCAUUUGCAUAACAAAAUCCCCUCCAAACACUUUCAACCUAGUCUCAGUUCUUACCGUUAGUAUUACACCACUUGCUAAAAAUUAAAGGAAAGAUGGCAGUUCAUAUUGCUAGUGUAUAAACAUGCUAGUGCUGGAGUGUGUUAUUCAAACAGUCACUACAUUGUAUUUAGAUUGCUUGCCUCUGAGGCACUGGGAAAGUGAGUGGUGAGCAUAUUAUUGCCCUCUGUGUGCUUGCAAAUGGAGAUUGAAAGAUAGCAAACAUGGGAAAGAGAUACUGUGCAUGGCACUUGUAAUCCUGCAAUUUAAUAAACUUUUUUCAAAGGGGGGGGGGGUUCAGUUGAUAAUCCACCAAACACACUUAAAGCUGACAAAAAAACGAAGAAAGUGAUGUUGCCACAAGAGACACUGAGAGUGCAAAGGAGCCUAAAAAUAAGAGAUGGGUUGUUAAAGAAUGUUCAACGAAGAUACUUCUAAAAGUUUGACAAUCACUUGGGUUUUGCCUAUAUAGUCUAGAGCCAUCACAUUUGGCCAAAGCAGAAUCCAGGCCAAAAAUUCAAUUCUUCAACAACGUGUUCUGUCUAAUAUCAUUCUACCACAUGCGUAGAAGCCUAAAUACAACUGCAGUGUUCCAAAAAGCAGCUAUCUAUGUACACAAAUUCACUGUAGGCUAAUAGCCAGAUUGUACGUGAGACUAUUAAAUGUUCCCAUUUUUUCUGUUUAGCAAAGUCCAUUUUGUGAAUGAAUUACAUGAAAGAAUUUCUGCAUAUUAGCUUGAUACGAAAAUUAAAAACUUGUGGAAAGAGAUGAAAUGCCCAAAUUUUCUAUAUCAUACCCCCUCCCAAACCCUGUUGUAUACAUCAAUUACAAAGAAUCAAAUAUUUAGAAAAGCCUGGGAACUGUUCCUAGAUGUUGACGAGAGUAAAAAUGUUAACAGUUCCAGUUUAUACUGUACAUAAAGAAUUGUAGGGUAAGUUUGGGGGCUCUCACCCAGUAGAUGUAGUGCAUUUUGUACCUGUUGGUAUUUUGUAGUCCUAGCUUUGUACUUCUUUGUUCAAAUUGUUCAAUCCAGUCUUACUAGGGUUUGUUCUUUAGCUCCCUUGUUAGAAUAGCUUUCAACAUUUCGGGGAGUUUUGUAACUAUGUACAGAGAGGGAAAAACAAAAUGGCAUAUUGAACUGUACAAAUACAUGUAUGUGGAACUUGUGCGACCACUGAAUAGUAAUAACGCAAUGAGGGGGGAACAAGUAUUUUCUUUAAAAACAUAUAAAAUGCCAUGUAGAUACUAAGCAAACUUUUUGUAUCCGGUUCUGGUAACCCAUUUUUUGUGAAACUAAUGCAUAAGCCAUUGUUGUUCUAAUCUUCAAGUGGUAUAAUAACCUUCCCUAAAACUACUUUAUCAAGGAAGAUUUUGUGUUUGUAUAAUGUAUGAACAGUUUUUGUGCUCUAGAUGUUCUUGUAUGGUUUCAAUGAAAUACCAACAUUCCCCUGUCUGAAGAUAUAUUAUGUGUGUAUAGUAUAAAGUUCUGGUAGACUAGAGAUAGGACUAUUUUGAGAACGGAUCUUCUUUGUAAAUCGGUAAUUUACUAUUUAUUACCAGCAGGACCAUUUCUGAGGUUUGUACAAAACUGCGUUUUCUUGGACAGAUGUGAGCCGAUAUUAAAGAGAAUUUCAAAGCUUA
Molecule: messenger RNA, 8418 nt
Organism: Branchiostoma belcheri (Belcher's lancelet)
Lineage: Eukaryota; Metazoa; Chordata; Leptocardii; Amphioxiformes; Branchiostomatidae
Product: AT-rich interactive domain-containing protein 2-like
Exons: 19
Coding region: 594-5993 (1799 amino acids)
Biological process (GO): regulation of DNA-templated transcription
Cellular component (GO): SWI/SNF superfamily-type complex
Molecular function (GO): DNA binding
Source: RefSeq, a predicted model, not a curated record